AUGUCCUCUCCAACUAAUGCUCAUGAGGAAUUCAACCACAAUAUCGCAAUAAAAUUAUCAAGGGCCCUUAAUACCUUAAAUCCAAAUGAUUUGCUGGCCCAGCGUGUGAUCGACAUUGCGAAAACUAAUUCAACCGCUGGAUUCAUCACAGCUGCAAAAACCUUUGGCAAGUUCAAAGAUUCAUUUCUCUCAGAACUGCAUGCAGAAAUCUUGUCGCAUGCAAAGCAGGAGGCUACAGGUGUCGCACCACAUCCAGUUGAAGGGAUCACUGUAAUCGACAGUGAUGUCCUGGAACCAGAGCCAAUCCGUCCAGGUGGUCUUCAAAGGGCAGAUACGCGACAUACGUUCCGGCAACCUGCUAAACCCCUCGAACCACCAACUCCAAGAACAUCGCUUCUAGGCCUUGACCGGCUGGCAAAGGAAAAAAGGGCAGCAGCUGCUGACGAGAAAAUAAAUGGCAGGAAGAAGCAAAAGCUAGAUGAUGAUGGAGAUGAACCUUUUUUCAAAGUUCCAAGUCUUCCUGCUUCUCGGUCUAAUAAUAUAAGACAACGGGGCGAAGAAACACCUUCUCAUCCUGGUGGCCUUUCCGAAACGGGCAGACAAAGACUCGAAGAAUAUCGUCGUAAUCGGGAAAGGCAAAGAGAAGGAAUACCUGCCCCCCAGGAGACGCGCCAUGAUGCACCCAAAGGCUUGGGAGAUUUUCAACGCAGGUCUAAUCGGGACCGAGAUCGAGGAUGGAGCAACAGACGAGAUCGUAGAGAUGACAGGGAAAGUCGUGGAUGGGAUGCAACACCCAACGAGCGAGGACCUUCCUCCAGGGACGCUCCCAGCGUUCGCGUGCCAAAUGUUCCUUGGGAUUCUACGCCUCGUGGGUCAAGAGGAGAGGAUGGAGGUGGAUGGGGGAGCGCGCAAAAUCGUCGUUGGGAUGCACCUACACCGAGAGUUGCUCGAGGAGGAAGUCCAGAUGGAGACGAGGGAGCUUUCGGAUUGGAUUCGCGCGAGUGGGAAGAAGAGCAAGUAAAAUUGGACCGUGAUUGGUAUACGGGCGCCGAGGAUGGCGGUAUGGCUGGGGAUGAAGAACAUAAUCCACUUGCACAAUAUGAGGACCUUAGUGCAUUGAAGGAGGCAGAGAUUGCGACUAAACAAGUCAAAAAGAUUUCUGCUCGUCAAGCACAAUAUAAUGCCGACAACGAUUUGUGGGAAGCUAACAGGAUGGUUACAUCGGGUGUUGCCACGCGCAAAGCACUGGAUCUUGACUUUGAAGACGAUUCUGAAUCGACGGUACACGUCAUGGUACACGACCUCAAGCCGCCCUUCCUUGAUGGCCGCACAGUUUAUACAAAACAACUAGAACCUAUCAAUCCCAUACGUGAUCCAUCAAGCGACAUGGCUGUUUUCUCGAAGAAGGGUAGUGCCCUUGUAAAAGAAAAGAGAGAGCAAGCGGAGAGGGCCAAGGCUGCCGCAAAACUGGCUGCCCUUGGAGGAACAGCACUGGGAAAUGUCUUAGGUGUUAAGGAUGAGGAAGCCGAAGCCGAAGCUGAAGCUGAAAGGAAGGAGAAGGAAGCAAAAGCAAAAGGCCAGGAAGAUUACAAGGGCGAUUCCAAAUUUGCUAGUCAUCUGAAGUCAAGUACCGGUGCAAGUUCGUUCUCCAAAACCAGGACAUUAAAAGAACAGAGAGAGUAUCUUCCUGCUUUUGCCUGCCGAGAAGAAUUGAUGAAGGUUAUCCGAGAAAAUCAAGUUAUCAUCGUCGUUGGAGAAACUGGAUCAGGAAAAACAACGCAGCUCGCUCAGUUUUUAUACGAGGAUGGGUAUUGUCAACAUGGUCUUGUAGGUUGUACUCAACCUCGACGUGUAGCCGCGAUGUCAGUCGCCAAGCGAGUCAGCGAGGAAAUGGAGUGUAAAUUAGGUGGAACCGUUGGAUACGCCAUCCGGUUUGAGGACUGCACUUCUGCUGACACCAAGAUAAAAUAUAUGACCGAUGGUGUCCUUCUACGGGAGUCCUUGAAUGAAGGAGACCUUGAUAGAUAUUCGGUCAUCAUUCUGGAUGAAGCUCACGAACGUUCACUUAGCACUGACGUGCUUAUGGGACUGCUUCGUAAAAUUCUCACCCGGCGGCGUGAUCUCAAACUUAUUGUGACUUCUGCAACAAUGAAUGCAGACAAGUUUUCGGCAUUUUAUGGUAAUGCUCCUACAUACACUAUUCCAGGACGUACAUUCCCCGUCGAAAUCACCCAUUCCAAGUCGCCUUGUGAAGAUUAUGUUGAUAGUGCGGUAAAGCAAGUCUUACAGAUCCAUCUAUCUCACCCUCCUGGCGACAUCCUCGUUUUUAUGACUGGUCAAGAGGAUAUCGAGAUUACAUGUCAGGUCGUGCAAGAACGGCUUUCUCAACUCGAUGAACCUGCGCCACUCUCAAUCCUUCCUAUCUAUUCGCAAAUGCCUGCUGAUUUGCAGGCCAAAAUAUUUGAAGCUACAAGUGACGGCAGCCGCAAAGUCAUUGUAGCAACGAAUAUUGCUGAAACAUCAUUGACUGGUAGGAAACAUCCCCUCUAUCAGACGCUCCUAGCUUAUACUAGUGCAGUUGAUGGCAUCUUGUACGUUGUUGAUGCUGGAUAUUCAAAACUCAAAGUAUACAACCCCAAAGUCGGCAUGGACGCCCUCCAAAUCACUCCUAUUAGUCAAGCAAAUGCAAAUCAGCGUACAGGACGGGCUGGUAGAACAGGAAGUGGGCAAGUCUAA
Molecule: messenger RNA, 2736 nt
Organism: Psilocybe cubensis
Lineage: Eukaryota; Fungi; Basidiomycota; Agaricomycetes; Agaricales; Agrocybaceae
Exons: 14
Coding region: 1-2736 (911 amino acids)
Biological process (GO): mRNA splicing, via spliceosome
Cellular component (GO): spliceosomal complex; intracellular anatomical structure
Molecular function (GO): ATP binding; RNA binding
Source: RefSeq, a predicted model, not a curated record